Molecule: messenger RNA, 843 nt
Organism: Drosophila erecta
Lineage: Eukaryota; Metazoa; Arthropoda; Insecta; Diptera; Drosophilidae
Product: caltractin
Exons: 1
Coding region: 98-658 (186 amino acids)
Biological process (GO): centriole replication; mitotic cell cycle
Cellular component (GO): centrosome; centriole
Molecular function (GO): calcium ion binding
Source: RefSeq, a predicted model, not a curated record
CGAUUUCUACACAGUAUACGUUCACAUUCACAGAGAGCAGAUCUCGGACAAUCGACAUUCCUGGCGAUUUCGAUACUGAAAAAUCGAUAAAAUCAUCAUGUCGAGCAAACGUCUUGGUAGCAUGGUGUCCUCCGCAAGUGUGAUGCAGUCGACUGCAUCGAUCUCCAGCAGGUCUAAAAAAUCGAAAAAGCCCAAGCUGCCGACCUUUGACCUUUCGCUGAGCCAGAAGGUAGACAUUAAGAAAGCCUUCGAUUUGUUCGAUACCCAGUGCACGGGCUUUAUCGAAACCAAGGAACUUCGCGUGGCCAUUCGUGCCCUGGGAUUCGAGCCGAAAAAAGAGGAUAUCAAGCGCAUGAUGGACGAAAUUGAUAAGGACAAGACGGGAAGGAUUGCCUUUAACGAUUUCCUAUAUCUUAUGCGCCUGAAAAUGGCCGAAAAGGACUCUAAUCAGGAUAUGAUGAAGGCGUUUUCCUUCUUCGACGACGACCGCACCGGCAGCAUCUCAUUCGCCAACUUGAAACGCGUUGCCAAGGAGCUGGGUGAACAGCUCACCGACGAGGAACUGCAGGAGAUGAUCGACGAGGCGAAUAUUUCCGGUGAUGGUGAGGUUAGCAAGGAGGAGUUCCUCAACCUCAUCAAGAAAACCAAUCUGAUCUAGUCGAAUUUUGUAUAAAUUUAUUCCCCAUUUUAUUUGUGUAAGCGGGGAAACGACGUUGUUUCUAACCCAUAUAGAUUUACUCAUUUCAGCAGACACAUCAACCUGACUCGAAACCCAUUACAGUAUAGUAUCUUGAAGAAGUUUGGAUAUGCUUCGGUUCAAUAAAGCUACGCAGUGCAAAUGUA